AUGCGUUACUCACUCCUCGCUUUCGCUACUUGCGCUCUCGCAGCCCGGCCUUUCCUGAACGAACCAGACACUGGUAUCGAUGACCAGUUGGCUGGGUUCGUCGCCAAUGGAACUCUGCCUCCUCUCAGCUCCCUGGUUGGUCUGCCAGACUUCCAGUGGGUUGGUCGUCAACACAUGAACACCUCAGCCUACACAUACUACCGCAACGGAGCGGCUGGCGAAUGGUCGUACCGCAACAACCUAGAAGUCUUCUCCCGGUACCGAUUGAGACCACGCGUCCUGCGUGACAUUACCAACAUCGAAGCUUCCAUGCCCACGACCAUCCUUGGCCACAACUUCUCAGCGCCGUUCUUCAUCUCACCGUGUGCGCGUGGCGGAUACGCCAACGAAGAUGGCGAGCUUGGUCUUGUUAAGGGUGCUGGCGAGGGUAACAUCCUCUACAUGACCUCCCUCUACUCGUCGAAGAGCCUAGAGGAUAUCUACGCUGCUCGUCCCAACGGUUCAGAACAAGUCCUGUUCCAACAAGUAUACCUUGAUGGUGACAUGAACGACACACAAGUUCUCUUCAAGAGGAUCGAGAGCCUUGGUGCGAAGGCUAUUGUCCUGACCGUCGACUCGCCCGGUGACGGUGUCAGGCACCGUGCUGCACGUUACGGUGUUGGUUCCGCAGACGUCAACCUGAGCCUUCUGACCUGGGAUCUGUUCCAGCAGCUGUCCAACAUGACCUCCCUGCCUAUCAUCCCCAAGGGUAUCCAGACUGUUGAAGACGCCCGCGAAGCCGUCAAGCAGGGCGCAAAGGCCAUCUUCCUCUCCAACCACGGCGGCCGCCAAACCGACACUUCGCCAUCAUCUCUUGAAGUCGCUCUGGAAAUCUACAACGAAGACCCCGAGAUCUUCCAGCAGAUCGAAGUUUACGCCGACGGCGGUAUCCGCUACGGAACUGAUGUUCUCAAGCUCCUUUCUUUGGGUGUCAAGGCUGUCGGUCUGGGAAGGCCCUUCAUGUACGCCAACAUCUAUGGUGCUGAGGGUGUCGCAAGGGCGACCGAGAUGCUCAAGUACGAGCUCAUCAACGACGCAGCCAACAUCGGUGUAGCAGACCUGAAGAAGAUUGGGCCUGAGCUGGUUAACUGGAAGACUCCUGCUGUCAGCUUCAGCGUUUAA
Molecule: messenger RNA, 1161 nt
Organism: Alternaria postmessia
Lineage: Eukaryota; Fungi; Ascomycota; Dothideomycetes; Pleosporales; Pleosporaceae
Exons: 1
Coding region: 1-1161 (386 amino acids)
Molecular function (GO): FMN binding; oxidoreductase activity
Source: RefSeq, a predicted model, not a curated record